UUCAUUGGUGAAUCCGCCACAUCGACUGUGGUGAAUCCAUCGCAGCGACUGCUACUGUCGAUGAAAAAAUUACUUUUACAUCUCUUUUUUUUCUCUUAACUUAUGUCGUUGCGACUUGAAUCUUAGAAAUUCAGAGUCAGUGGAAAAAAAUAUCGACAUAAUCCAAAAUUUUACUUUGAAGCGGCGACUAUUGUAAGUUAUAGAUCUGCAAAACCAAAUCAAAUUGCCAUUAACAAAAUUUUGCAGUGAAGAGUUAUGAAAGCCGCGUGGGAACCCGAGUACCACAGAGUCUUUGUGGACUUAUGCUUAGAGCAAAAGAUGUUAGGGAACCAACCUGGAACACAACAUAUAUUGAAACCUUUUCAGCAAAGGACGGGUGCGAGAUUCACAAGAAAACAGCUUAAGAAUCAUUGGGAUACAAUGAUCAAGCAGUGGAAGAUAUGGUGUAGACUUGUUCAAUGCAGCGAUAUGAAAUGGGAUCCUGUUACAAACAUGUUUGGUGCUAGUGAUCAAGAUUGGUCUAACUAUUUAGAGGUGAAUCCUGAAGCUGGACAGUAUCGGUUGAAUCCUCCAUUGUUCCUCAAGAAACUAGAGGUUAUAUUUGAAGAUAGUACCUUUGAUGAUGAAGUUACACCAGGUUGGAAAAGGAAGCGAGUAUGCAAGCAUCGUGAUGAAGAUUAUGAUACUGGAGAUGAUGAUGAAGAAGAAGAAGAAGAAGAUACACAAAGCGCGUCUAAUUUCACGAGUCCUCAGUCAAAAGGAUACUGGUCACCGUCCUCACAUGAGCUGUUUGUUGAUUUGUUGUUCCAAGAGGCUUUAAAAGGAAACAGACCUGACUCACAUUAUCCAAAGGAAACUUGGAAAAUGAUGCUUGAGACUAUUAAACAGAAUACAGGUAAAAGUUUCACAAGACCGCAGCUUAAAAACCACUGGGAUUGUACUAGGAAAGGUUGGAAGAUUUGGUGUCAAGUGAUUGGUGAUCCCAUGAUGAAAUGGGAUGCAGAUACCAGAACAUUUGGUGCUACUGAUGAAGACUGGAAAAGCUACUUAAAGGUAAAUCAUAGAGCUGCAGUAUUCAGACGGAAACAUAUUCUUCACGCUGAUAAACUAGCAACCAUCUUCAAAGGACUUAUAGAACCUGGAAAAGCUUAUUUUCGUCGUUAUCGUAGGAGAGUGGGUGAUCAUCAUCAUCAUCCUGAAUCACCGCAGUUACAUGACCCGACUCCAUUAUCAACACUCUACACAAACGAGCCAGUAACUGGAAGUGAAGACAGAGCUGAUAAUGAUGAUGGUGAUGAUGAUGAUGAUGAUGAGCCUACUCUGCAAGACAUGAGAUUUGAUGGUGUUGGUUUUGCAGAGUCUCGGUUACAAGAUGUUGAAAUUGUAACUCCGGGAUCUCACAGGUUCAGUACCGAGUUGUCGGAGAAGAUUCCAGUGAAUGCUUCGGUUAAGAAGUACGAGUAUACCAUUGGGGAAUGCAUUGAGUGUUUGGACAACAUGGAAGAGGUUGAGCAAGGUAGUGAUCUUUACAUGUUUGCCUUGGAUUUGUUUCCGACAAAAGAGUACAGAGAGAUCUUCUUACAUUUGAAGAACUCAAGUUUGAGAUUGUCUUGGCUGCUUAGACGUCAAUCUGGUGGCCUUACCAUUACUGCCUAAGAUCCUAUUCUCUCCCAAAACUUCUGAUUAUGUUAAUCUAUCAAGAAAACAGUUUACUAUAUAUUCUAUGUUUAGUUGUUUUGGGUGCAAGUUUAUUUUAUGUUUAUGUGUUGGAGUAACUUAGAACUCUGUUUUCAAUAGUGUGAGAUGUUAAAUUAUAAUCUUCGUUUUCAUAUCA
Camelina sativa (false flax) is the source of this 1834-nucleotide messenger RNA. Its product is annotated as L10-interacting MYB domain-containing protein. Lineage: Eukaryota; Viridiplantae; Streptophyta; Magnoliopsida; Brassicales; Brassicaceae. The record is from RefSeq and is a predicted model, not a curated record.